This is a messenger RNA of Lepisosteus oculatus (spotted gar), 1685 nucleotides long. It is a transcript of the gene gbp, whose product is annotated as glycogen synthase kinase binding protein. The record is from RefSeq and is a predicted model, not a curated record. Lineage: Eukaryota; Metazoa; Chordata; Actinopteri; Semionotiformes; Lepisosteidae. Gene Ontology annotation, cellular component: cytoplasm.
AAACCCAAGUGGUUGCUUUCCGUUGAGGAGCGUGGUGUGAGUAGGGAGGGUUGUAGGGUCUCAUUCAUUUUAAAAAAAUAAUAAACCCUCGCCUGAAGGAGGACUCGAAACGUUGGAUAACAAGGAAAGCGAAUAUGCCUUGUCGGAAGGAGAACUACAUUCUUUUGGAGCAGUCGGUCACUGUUGACUCGAAAGAGGUGGACGCUCUGGUGACCAAGAUCGGCGAAGCGCUGCAGCUGCACAGCAGCGCCGGUGCCAAUAGUCAGAAGACGCUGUCAUCGUGCCUUCAUCACAGUCACAGCAGCAGUGGCGACAAGCACACUUGCACCAGUACAAAGCACAGCUACAGUGCCUCACACACUCGCACUAGCAGCAAUACAAAGCAUGGCUGUUGCAUUCGGCUUCGAAAUCGGGGUCUCCGGAGCCGGGCCAGUCCUUACUCCAUCCCUGGGGACUACAGCGAUCAGGACUGGGACAGUCUGAGAGCCUGGAACCGCAAGAAAAUAGACGUGUCGAGCCAAGAGGACGACCCACAUCAGCUGCUCCAAGAAUUGAUUUUGUCUGGAAACCUUAUCAAGGAGGCUGUUAGGCGCCUCCAGCUCUCUACGGCAGACCGUGCGGAUCUCUGCAAACCUGCCGACAGCCUGCAGUGCUAAUGAAGAAUAUGACGGUGCGAUGUCUAUCGGUGGAUCUUCGUCCUUAAUGACAAAAGAUCGGAGGGGCUGGUGACUGAGAAUAGACUAGAUCGUUUCCUGUGAAGACGUAUUCCACCUAAAGAGGAACUAAAAUAUUUAAAUAUGUAUUGAUAAUACUACAACUACCUGUGAUUUAUAUAUUUAUAUCAAUAAGCGAAUUAAAGCAGCUGCAUUUUUUAGAAACGUUUUUUAAAUUGGUUUGUUUUGGUAACCCUAUUUUUUUUUAAGGAGACGUUUGUAAAAGACGUUUUGUAAAAUAUUCAGAUGUGUUGCAAUCGUUAUUUUUUCGUCCUGGUAAUACGUAAACAAAAAGGUGCCGUUUUUUCUGCUAGUGAGGACGAUCUUUUGUUUUUGUUCCACGCAAGUAAUUUGUAAAAUGGUGGAAAUUUACCCACGUUUGUAUCUGAUCGAUGGGUGUUAAUCUGUGGGUCACACCUUUUUUAAUGGCCUUCUUUGUGCGGAUCUUGCUCAGAGCUGACAACAACACAUGCCUUGUUUACAACAUGAAAGCAACUGGGGCUUGAUUUGUUGUGGUUGCGCUAAAUCUGAAACCCCAAGGUCGUUACUCUGCACACCCUCCCCGGCUGGAUUCCAAGACAGCGGUGUUUUGACUGCAUGGUGUCUCUUUUUCAAAGAAGCGAGCAUGGAGCCGCUGAGAAUUGGCACGUUGGCCGGUUGUGUAGUGGAGGGGAGAGUAGUUUUCCAAGAAGAGCCGCUCUGUGUUCCGACAUUUCUCAGAACUGAACAGCCCUAGGGUUGGGUUAAGGUCUUUAUGUAUGGGGGAGGUGUUGCCCUGUUUCAAGUAAAAACUGAACAUUUCGUUUAAAAAACGUCACUUUUUAGAUUUCCAACGUGGAAUCAAAUGAUUGUGUUUGCAUUGUGUAAAGUAACUCACUUUGUACACUUCGCAACGAAGUAUUUUCUACCAAUUUUCCUGAGUUUUCAGGACUUUUUGGUGUCUUAAAUAAACACGAUGGUUUUGCAACCACG